UAUGUAUAUUGUAAGGUUAACAUUUUAAAUUAUAGAUUUUUUUAUGUGUAAGGGAGUGAUGCAUAAAAUGAAGCAGAUUUUUUACGCGAGACGGAAGUCGAUUCCGGAAAGUCGUAAAGUGCCUUUGAAUACCAUCAUACUGCCACCAUUGACUCCGAUGGCUCAGGAAAACGGUGCUGAGAUUUUAGGGAAGAUUGUGGUAAAUAAGUCGAAAGGGGGUGCAGUGAGUAGCGAGGUGGUGCUCCAGAAGCACCUUAUGGAUCCCGCUACGAACAACGAGGAGGAGCAACAGGAUCCGAAGACGCCAGAGCAAGUGAGACUCGAGCAAAAUAUCAAAUUUCUGCAGGAUCAACAUCAGGCGAUGCUCAACGGUUUACAGGGGGAAAUCGAGAGAUUGAAGACGAAGAAUCGAGAGCUCCAGUUUCAGCUGAUUUUUGGGAAAACUCCCGUCGCCUCGAGUUCUUCUUCUCCGUCUUCGCCUGAAGAUGAAAAGCAUAAGUUGUAUACCAGCCCAAGGGUAUUAAACAACACCACCCCGUUGCAAGUGGAACUACUCGAGAAGGAGCUGGGGGAGCUGAAGAUGCAAAUGACGGAGCAGGAGAGCCGAAACGUGUAUUUGUCUGCCAUCGUUGACGAGCAGAAAAAACAACUGGAACGGUACGACCGUCGACGUGAAAAGGAGCAACAGCAACAGCGCACCCCGGGCGACGCGGAAGCUGAACUGCUGCGCAAACUGGAAGACGCGGAAACGCUGAUUCGGCAACUGCGCCGGGAAAAUUCCGAUCUGCGCAGAGAGAACCAGGAGAUGCAGCAGAACGAGUCGACCGCGCACGGUCAGGAGCGCCGGGGAUACAGGGGAGGCGGCGGCCGGGGACACCGGAGCGGCGGACACAAUAACGGGUAUUAUAAUGGACGGGGGGGCGGCGGUGGAGGCGGGUGGUUUCCGCCGGUUCAUACGCAGAAUUUUUGGCAAGGAGGACGUACGCAACAUCAACACGAACGCCCCCUAGACGGUCCCAACUUGCCGGAAUUGCCGUCCGAUGGGGCGGCAAGUCAGCACUACCAUCAUCAAGGCAACCACGGACGAAAGGGCGGCAACAACAACCACCACUACCACCAGAACGGGGAGGGAAGAAAGUACCGGGGUGGCCACAAGGGCGGCAAACCCUCCUAAUAUUACGUUAUCGGGUGAUGGUAGAUGAUGGUCCGUUUAGUACAGAGCAGGCGGCCGGCCCUUUUUGGGAGACGAUUGGGGCAGGGGGUUUUAGGUUUUUUGAGUGACAUACAUGUGAUAAGGUUAAGUGUGGCCGUCUGUCCUAAAUUAAAAUACUAAGUAAAAGGGCCUGAAGCAGAAAAAUAGAGCUUUAUGUGGGCUUAGUAUGCCUGUAAGCCGAUUUCGGUUUGGUACGGUUUUGGUAAGGUCUGGUUAGUAUAAUUCAAAAAAAAAUCCUUUAGAGGUAGUAUAAUAUUGUAAAGGAUUUUAUCGAAGAAGCCCAUUUUGGAAUGAUUAGUAGGGAACAUUCUUUUCUUAGAAGAAAGUCUUUUCUCCACAAAAUAAAAUGCUAAUAUUGAUUUCAAUAGUUAUGGACACUUAAAGUAUAUUUAUAUUCAAAAUAGUACACCAUUUAAAAAGUCAGUACAAAGGUCUUAUAAUUUCUAUAUAAUUCCUUAGAAAUUUUAGGCGUUCCUUUUCUAAUGAGUUGCUAAGUCACUGCCUGCGUCUUUCGUGAUAUAUUUCAGGCACUUAGGAAUUAUUUUUUUAUUUUCUUUUAAUUUAUAUAAUUUUUUCAAUUGAAAAAGAUAAAACGUCCAUCACUGACAAUCAAAUAUCUUUGUUCCAUCCAUUGAACAACGGAGGAAAUAAUAGGUACUACACUAUGCAUAAUCAGAUAAAUGAAGCUGAGCAAUAAAACAGAGAUUUCUACCAUGUUUACGCUGCAAUAUUGUUAAAGGUUCAAUUUUUUAUCUUCAAAGACAUUCAUUACCGCUUUUUCUCUCUUGUGAUUCAAUAGAGUUUUCUUUAAUGCAAAUAGACACGGCAUAUAUCGCUUGUACGUUCUACUAUGAUGCAUCGAACACUUAGGCAGUAAAGACCAUAUUGCAUUAAUGUAUUACUAUAAACGUUUCUGAGUUUGUAAAUACCUAAUGAUAAUCUUAAAAAGAGUGGACAAAAUUCUGAUUGCAUAUUUUUUGCAUAUUACAUCGCACAAAUAAUAAAUGAGGCACAACAUGUAUUCUGUUUAACCAAUAGUAGCCCAGAUAGCACAAACCUUCCAGUACAUAUCCAUGAAAUGUCCAAAUACAUUACAGACUAUCCGGUAAGCUAUACGGAUUUUCAGUGGAUAUACCAAUUUCGGCAUGACUAAAGAUAUUUAUUAAAAGAUGUUGUAUGUUCCAGGGGUCCUUUAUAUAUAGAUUACAUUUGAUAAAUAAGGAAAAACUAAGUUGGUAGUGGUCAAGAGAUGAAAGCAAUAUAUAAAAUAAUCGUAUAUUAUUCAAAAUUCGGCUUGAUUCAAAAAUGAUAUUUAUCAGGCGCCCAUAUGGUAUCCAAGAGGAUUUAAGGGGUUUUAGCAAUGGUAUCCAAAGUAUAUCCAUCAAUUGAUAGGUUUUUGCUGCUUUUAAAAAAUGUGCGUGCUUUAUAUAUUUAAUUUAAAAUAUGAGAUCUACGUACAAUUUAUUGCUCCCGAGCAAAAACCAUAAUGCUAAAUAUCCGAUAUUGGAAUCCAGCGGGUAUCCACAAAUGGUGUCCAAAAGGAUUUACAUGGGUGUGUCAUUCGUAGUAUCCACUCGAUAUCCAAUGAAUACUUGCUGUCCCUACAUGGAUACCCAUCGGACAGUCCCUUUAUUUAAAAAGUGAUAUCCAAUGGAUGGAUAUUCAUUGGAUAGAUUUGUGCUAUCUGGGAGCCAACACUACUAUCGAUAUAAUACGCGCUAUCGAUCUAUUCGAUAGUAUCGUAAUGAGGACUGAAUACGAGUUAAAUUGUUAUUAAAAAAAUAUAUAAUAGAUACUGAAAUUUGUGUUUUGUUGAUGUCAAAGUCAAAG
Molecule: messenger RNA, 3043 nt
Organism: Anthonomus grandis grandis
Lineage: Eukaryota; Metazoa; Arthropoda; Insecta; Coleoptera; Curculionidae
Product: hrp65 protein-like
Exons: 7
Coding region: 44-1174 (376 amino acids)
Source: RefSeq, a predicted model, not a curated record